Molecule: messenger RNA, 2884 nt
Organism: Papilio machaon (common yellow swallowtail)
Lineage: Eukaryota; Metazoa; Arthropoda; Insecta; Lepidoptera; Papilionidae
Product: bicaudal D-related protein homolog
Exons: 9
Coding region: 292-2052 (586 amino acids)
Source: RefSeq, a predicted model, not a curated record
UGUGUCUGUGCCGUCGUCGAGGCAACAGUGCGCUGCGCCGUGUUGUACUGUGCUGUGUCGAGUGCUGUGCGUGUUCAGUGUAGUGCCUGUCACACGGAAAUGUUGCGCUUGUGAACACAUACAGAAUAUUAUAAUGGCUCUAAAAAAGGAUUUCGAUUUACCAACGAACAUUUUCAAAAACGUUAAACUGCCCAAGCCCGUCAAAUUACAACAGGCGAUCGAGAAGUUAUUUAAAAAGAAUAGCUACACUAAAAUAGUGCAAAGUUAAAUAUUACAGACUGUUUUAGAUAAAUGGCCGGUGAAUCUAGUGCAAACAUAAGUAGAAGUAGAAAUAAUUACAACACUGAGAUAGAGCCGCCGGAUAGAUCACCUAAUUUUUUAAAGGACGAAACCCAUUUUAUAGGUAAAGGGAAUAGGAGAAGUUCUACACCUAAACAUAGAAGAAGUAGGAGUGUUAGUGCGAAUAGAAUUACACCGUCGGCGCUGAGUUUAUCUGACGAGCAAUUUUAUGAGGAUCUAGCAGAAUACGUGCGAGAGAUGUCAGCGCAAAGGGAGUCUGUGGGUGUUGGGGAGGGCGGCGAGGGCGACGUGUGGCGGCAGCUGCAGCAGAAGGAAGCAGAUCUGCUGCUGGCCGCUGAACUGGGCAAGGCGCUGCUCGACAAGAAUGAGGAGCUCAAGAAGGAGCAGGAACGCAUCGCUGAGGAAUACUCCAAAAAACUUGAGGAGUUGGAGCAGGAGAAGCACCUGCUGCGGCGGCGGCUGGACACGACGCAGGGUGAAUACGAGGCGCGCCUGCUCGAGCUGCAGAAUGAUAUUCAACAUCUCACCAACAAGAUUGAUUCAAAAGACACCAGCCUCAAACAGCGCGAUGAAGAGAAGGCCGGCCUGAUAGCAGACCUGACGGCACAGAACUCGCGGCUGACGACUCAGCUGCAGGCCAGCGCGGCGACCGAAGCGCAGCUGCUGGCUCAGCUCGACGAACUCAAGGACCAGUGCUCCAUGCGGAAGAGCAGUCUGCAGGAGCACAUGCAAAGCCUGAAGUCACUGAAGGCGGAGCUGGCGCUCGUGAGUGACAAGAAGAGUGAACUGGAGCGGCGGCUGGCUGGCGCGCUGCGGGACAAGGAUGGCCUGCUGCAGCAGCUCGACGAGGCCGCCGACAGAAUCGCCGCGCUCGAGCGACAGCUCAAGGAACAGGAGCACCUGUAUCAGAAUACUUUGAAGGAGCUGGAGCGCCUGCAGAGGUCGCACGACACGCUGGCAGAGCGCGUGGGAGCGCCCGAAGCCGAGCACACUGAUAGCGCGCGCUCGCUGCACGCUGAGCUCGAACCCGACGACCAGGGCGAAGGGGAGGGGGACGGCUGGCUACGUGCAGAGGCUGUACAGGUCUUCAAACAACUGCGCACGCUCGCGCUGCAGCUCAACACUGGACACGACGACGACUCCGGGCUGCACUCGGACCUUUCGCUGACGUCGUUGGACGGCGAGGAGGGCGAGACCCUGCGGCGCGGGGCCCUGGCGGCGGCGUGCGCUGACGCAGUGGCUGCUUACGCAACCCUUGAGGGCUCGCGCGUCAGAGACUCCAUCGCAGCGCACGCGCGCAGGGCCCUCGAGCGCGAGCGGCAGAUCGACGAGAAGAAUGACAUCAUCGCUGAUCUCUCCUCCAAGCUGUCUGUGGCGGAGGUGGAGCUGCGCGCGGCGGCGGAGGAGCGCGACAAGCUGUUGAACGACGCCAACUACUCCAGCCUGCAGAACGACGAGGCGGUGGCGCGAGCACGACAGGAGCGCGACGAGGCCAUCGAGAGAAAGAAGGCUGCAGAGGUGGCGCUGGCGAAGACGCGCGUGGAGCUGAUGCAGGCCAACAGCCAGCUGUACGAGGCAGUGCGACAAAAGGUCGACCUCGGCCAGCAGCUCGAGCAGUGGCAGAUGGACAUGCAGGAGCUGAUCGACGAGCAGAUGAAGCACAAGCUGACGACGCAGGAGAAGAGACGCAAGCUGCCGGAGCCGCCGGCCCCCAAGCGCGCCUCCAGAUUGCUCGGAUUUUUUCAGCGGUGAUCUGCUGCGCCCGACUCCUCGUGCGGCCGACCCGGCACACCAUACCCCGCACAGUCAUAUACAUAACCUACCUACAAUUCCUUAAGAAAUACGACCCAGCGUUAUAUCCCGCGGCGAGCUCGCUGUGCGCCGUAGCCGUGUGUAGCGGCGGGGCGAGCGUGGGUGCGGCGGCCAUGUUGUGCGCGGUGUGCGCGGUGUGCGGGGGGAGCGCGCGCGAUGCGGCCGGCACGCUGGCCACACUCGCGCUGCUGCUCUCCAAGCCCUUCGACGUGUACACGUUGGCAGUGAUACUUAGUGUCUUAAUUAGAACCUUUAUAGUGAUGUUGAAUGUCAUUUUUAACAUUUUACUGCAGUUACUGUAGAAUAUUAAAUUUUAUUAUAUGCACGUUAUUAAAAAAUAGGGGCGUAAUCUAGCAAAAUUUUUAAAUGAAAUUAUUUGCAAAAAUGCAACCUUGUAGGUACUAUUGACACGAAUGAAAGCGCUAGUGAAAUUUCACCAAAACACUAGAGAUGAUGGCGUAGCUCAUAGCACCAGCACUAUCGUUGGCAACGUCUCGCACGACCCGUUCGCCGUUAACGCAUCCAUUACGCUGUUGAUCUGAACGAUACAAACAUCUUCAUACCCGAGCCGUAAUGUACAUAACAAAAUUAACAUCACGAAUUCGUGUAAAGUAUCACAUAAAAUAUCUUUGGUGCACUAAAAAAAUAAUAAUAAUAAGUUAAAUAUACCAUGAAAAAUAAUAUUUUAAAUAGCCAUAAUAUUUACAGUCUUAGUUUGAAAAUGUUAAGUGAUCUGCUGCAUACAGUUUUAUUAAUAAUAAAAUAACACUAA